This is a messenger RNA of Aplysia californica (California sea hare), 2562 nucleotides long. Its product is annotated as myosin-2 heavy chain. Lineage: Eukaryota; Metazoa; Mollusca; Gastropoda; Aplysiida; Aplysiidae. The record is from RefSeq and is a predicted model, not a curated record.
UUUCUUUUUACUCAAACAAAUAAAUAAGUUGAUGUGUCCACAGUUAGCAGGUCAUGAGCUGAAGACAGUUCGCCAGGCACUGCACCUCACAAGGAAAGAACUGAGAGAAGCGGAGUCCGAAUUAAAACACGCCAGGGAACUCACUGAAGACGCUAAGUCUGGCCUGAUGGUGGUAGAAUUUAAGCGCGGAAAUGCCUCCAAAGAUCUGGAGCGACUUGCAGAUGACGUUACACGGAAACAAAACCAGUUGACCUCUCUGAACUCUGAGCUGAAGACCAAGAUACAUGAGGCUAAAAACAUGACAAGUCUUGGCUUGAGCAGAGAAGAUUGUCUUGAGAUCAAGUCAAUGAAAGAGGAAAACAUCUGCCUUAAAACCAAGGUCCGCUCCUUAGAAGGCUUACAGCUGGAGAGGGACGAACUUCUACGUCAGUUGGAAGCAGCAAAAGAGGAUGUCCUGAGAGAGCAGCGAGCUUUCCGUGUCCACAGGGCGGAGCUACAAGAGGAGAUGGAAACAUUGGCGGCAAGACUGGAAGAGACACAGACAGGAUGGGGAGAUGGACAGGUGCAGAUGGCCAAACUGGAGGCUGCUUUCCGGCAGAUGGAAAGGGAGAAAAAUGAGAUUAUUCAGGAGCAGAGCCGAGAGUACGACUCGCUCAAAGCGACACAAAGGGAGGAAACGGCAGACACAAACAAGCGUCUCAGGAAGGAAAUGAACAAACUGGAUGAUGAACUCCAGGAGUUAAAGGUCAGGGUCACGGAUCUUCAGUCCGACAACUCCACCAAGGAGACUCUGGUUGAGCAGUUAAGGGCCCAGAUCAGCGAGUUACAGUCUGUUUUGGCCAAGGAAAGACAAGAUCGACACAAAACGUCCUCUGAGCAAAAGAGGUCACUGCAGCAUCUGAAAAAAGAGACGGCUGCUGCAGUCCUCAAGCUGAAGGAGUCGAUGUUCCUGGAGAAGCAGAAAGCUCUGGAGGAUCUGCGGUACGAGAUGGAGCAGGAGAGGAGGGAGUCCGGGGCCAGGGUGGAGGAUAAGCUGGCCCAGGCUCUGGAGGAUAAUUCCUCGGCGUUGGCGGAGAAAAGCGCUGAAGUGUCCCGACUUGAAGACAAGGUCAGGAGACUUGAGCAUGAAAGUCAACUUGAGACGGAGAGAAAGAUCCAUGAGGCUUUGAACAGAGAAAGAGAACGGUCAGAAAAAGAGAAAGAAAGACAGGUGAGACUAGAAAAGGAGGAUGGGAAGAGGAGAACGAACGAGUUGAUCACACAAGUGGAUAGAGAGAAGCAGACGAACAAAGGGCUGCAGAGAGAGCUGGCGGAUCUUAAGAAGGAACUGGAGGAACAGCGACGACAGCAGAGGGAGACGAGCAAAGAGAAGCUCGUCGCUGUGGCCAAGGCCAAGGACCAGAUGAAGGAACAAAGCAGCGCCGAGAUAGAGAGGGUUAAGUUUAACUUACAACAGGAGCACGAGCGUGAGGUAGAACGACUGUCGGAAAAACUGCGAUAUCAAGAAGACGAGCUCUCAGCUCUCAGGACAGACCAACAGGACAUGGUCGUGCGGGAGCGAAAUGCUCUACAGGCCCUGGAACACGCUGAGCGGACUGUGAUAGGGGAGAUAAAUGAGGAGUGCAGCAGGGUAGCCGGUAUUUUAGGCAUUUCACCACGCACAGUGCAUCAGACCAGCUUCCAUUUUGAGAGCAGAGACGGGCGAGACAGCCCCAGCUUCAAGACCAAUAUCAGGCUCUUCAGCAUCACUCCACGCGAGAACAAAAACGUAUUAGCGACUUGCAGAAAGGAGAGAUUGAUCGCUUAGAGAAGGAAGUCCAGAAAUUAGCAAUGUCCCAAAGUCACGUGUCAGACAGCAACCGACAGCCACACCCAUCACCCACACCAGUAGCGACAUCAUCACCACUUGCAUUACCAACCACAACAGUAGCAACAACAACAGCAGAGACGACGAACGAGAAGACAUCUCAGCAACUACAGUCCCGCAUCAAACAGCUUCAAGCAGACAACGCAGCCCUGCGCAAACAGAGACUACAGACCAGUGAACGCCUCAAUAUGUCACUUCCCAACCUGGCUAAACCACAACCGAUCAGGCCUCUGUCGCCAUUUGGGAGGCCAAGAUCACCAACUCGAGAUCCGGAAGUUCUCCGCAGACUUGAAGAACGCUUCCGGAUAGGUGAGCAGAGCGCGAUAAAGGCAGAGGAGCGGGCCAAGCUGAGUCAGAAAGUCAUGAACAACAAGAUAGAAGAGAUGGCCAAACUACAACAUACGCUCUUUAGUCAGAACCAGGAAUUGCAAGAGUUGGAGAAGGCGUACAGUGAUCUGCACAAACAGUACAACAACCGAGGUGUGUCCCCAGCCCGGGGUUUGAACACCACCCUGUGAGGGGACAGCCAAAGACACACCAAGACACGCCACUGUCUACAUUGGAGCCGGACAUUUUUUAAAAUUUAGCUUUGCAGCAAAACAAAUUAAGCCAUACCACGUAAGUGCCAAAGAUUAAAGGUGUACCCAGAGAGUGUUACAUACAAAGAAACAUAGGAGGAGAUAUAAGGAUGAUAG